AUGGCUGUCAGAUUCCCACGACUGGGCAUGCGCUCCCUGAGCCAAGCAAUAUACCAAAUAAAUCGAACGCCGUCCCGAUUAUCCCCACGGAAUCUGACAACGGUCACCCGUCCUUCCUCAAUACUCCGCCACAAACCUCUCCCAAAUGUCAUAUCUCGAAUCAACACCACUACCGCCACUACCACCCCACCAACCUCUCAAAUCCCACCUGAAAUUUAUGAACCCCCAAAGUCGGGCCUACUCUCCCACUUCCCCCGGAAAACAAUCCCUUAUGCAGAGCUUAUCCGCCUCGACAAGCCAACAGGGACAAUCUACCUCUUCCUCCCAUGCCUCUGGUCAACACUCCUCGCUGGAACCCUCACGGAUCCAGUAACUCCCCUUCCAACAGUUCUCGGUACGACCUUCCUCUUCGCCACUGGCGCGCUGAUCAUGCGUGGAGCCGGCUGCACAAUUAACGACCUCUUGGACCGCAACAUAGACCUGCACGUCUCGAGGACCAAGUUCCGACCGAUCGCCCGCGGCGCAAUAACGCCGUUCAAUGCUCUGGCAUUCACAUGCGUACAGCUACUCGCGGGAUUGGCCGUGCUCGUGCAGUUCCCGGCCCAGACGAUAAUCUGGGGGAUUCCGUCGCUGGCGGUGGUGACCGUGUACCCGCUCAUGAAGCGGGCCACGCAUUACCCGCAGUUUGUGCUUGGGUUGGCAUUUUCCUGGGGUGCGUUGCUGGGUUUCCCGGCCCUGGGGCUAGGACUGGAUGGGCCGGUUAUGGCCACCGCUGCGUGUUUGUAUGGGAGUAAUGUUGCCUGGACGGUGGUGUAUGAUAUUGUCUAUGCACAUCAAGAUGUUAGGGAUGAUGUUAAGGCGGGGGUAAAGUCGAUUGUUGUCAAGCAUGAGGCGUAUACGAAGUAUCUUAUGUCUGCGCUUGGGGCUGCGCAGGUUGGUUUACUGGCAAGUGCGGGGGCAGUGGCUGGUUGUGGGCCAGUGUUUUACUUGGUUUCUUGUGGUGGGGCGGCGGGGAGUUUGGCUUAUAUGAUUCGGAAGGUGAAUCUUAAGGAUGUCAAAGAGUGCUGGUAUUACUUCGAGUGGUGUGCAUGGGCUGUGGGAUUUUUUGCUGUCGGGGGAGGGCUUUUUGGAGAGUAUAUGGCUGUGAGAAGCGGGCUAUAUGGAGGGGAGGGGUUAUGGGGCCUUGGAGGCAGUCGGCACAGGGCGUUUCAAAGGGUUCAAAACAAGGAUGGGUAG
Messenger RNA from Tuber melanosporum (Perigord truffle), 1236 nucleotides. RefSeq lists its product as uncharacterized. The transcript has a single exon. Gene Ontology annotation, biological process: ubiquinone biosynthetic process. The coding region runs from base 1 to 1236 and encodes 411 amino acids. Gene Ontology annotation, cellular component: mitochondrial inner membrane. Gene Ontology annotation, molecular function: 4-hydroxybenzoate polyprenyltransferase activity. The record is from RefSeq and is a predicted model, not a curated record. Lineage: Eukaryota; Fungi; Ascomycota; Pezizomycetes; Pezizales; Tuberaceae.